AUGGGAGACGACACACCAAAAAACCAAGAGCCAUCUCAGUCAAAUGGGCGAAUGACGCGCUUUGGCACAACAGUGCCUGCCCCCGGCCGCACUACGAGCAUGGUGCCUAGUCGUAUUGGCUCAGCUGUCGGCUCCACACCCUCUUCGUCGAUGCCAUCUGCGUCGGCAACGACGGCACGCGGAUCAACACCACAGCCGGGAGGAGCAGGACGUAUGGUAUUUCGACCUGUUAUGCCGCAGCGCCGACGUACACCAGGCGCGAGUUUGCAAGCAUCCAUCAAAGAGGAAAAGAAUGCAGACCAAAAACCAGCGUCCCUGUGGCCGACAUCCUCGUCCGCACGCCCGCCACGUCCGCCGCGAGGACCACGGCCACCACGACCACCCAUUGAAAUGACAGCAACAGGACCUUUCUCGAUGGGGGCAGGUGACCGUUCUAGCACGUCGCGCUCUGCGCGUGCAGCGGCCGACAUGCGAUCGAGGCCUGUAAUGACCGAGACACAUAGCACGCGAUCGCGUGGCUCAUCUUCCACCCAAUCUACUCUCAAUGCAGAUACUGUGGAUAUCCAGCAUGUACAUGAGCUGGACCAAAUGGCGCCACAGUCGCUCUUACAGCCGCCGCCUGGAGUGAAGCGCGAGAGUUCGCCACCGAUCAAGACCGACGCUGACGAGCCAGUUAAUGGCGAUGUAAAUACCGCACAGGCGCUGGAUCUUAGCGAAAGUGAAGACGAAGACCAUGAAGAGCUGAUGGCGAGUCACUUUGCGUCUACUGUCCAGGAUGGGGAGACAGACGGGCAGCUGUUCUUGUUCCAGUUUCCUCAUACGUUCCCAGUGUUUCAACCUCGUUCGUCGUCUGACGCGGCUUCCACUGACACAAAAGAAAGUGGAGAUAUCAUGGAAGUACCACCGUCUGAAGUCAAGGCCGAGUCAUCGUCAGAGUCAGUUGGCCCAACUGAGGGUCAGAUCGGCCAUCUUGAUAUUUAUGCUGACGGGCGUGUUAUGCUUCGGCUUGGGGAUAUCCCAUUUGACGUGAUGAGCGGUAGUGAGACAAGUUUUCUGCAAGAGGUCAUGAUUUUAGAUCCUGAGCGCCAAGAAGCGCAGUGCUUGGGCGAGUUGAAUAGCAAGCUGGUCGUGACACCCAGUUUGGAACAUUUUAUGGCUCAACUGUCCACACAGCGGUGA
Messenger RNA from Malassezia globosa CBS 7966, 1179 nucleotides. RefSeq lists its product as uncharacterized. The coding region runs from base 1 to 1179 and encodes 392 amino acids. Gene Ontology annotation, biological process: tRNA transcription by RNA polymerase III. Lineage: Eukaryota; Fungi; Basidiomycota; Malasseziomycetes; Malasseziales; Malasseziaceae. Gene Ontology annotation, cellular component: RNA polymerase III complex. Gene Ontology annotation, molecular function: DNA binding. The record is from RefSeq and is a predicted model, not a curated record. The transcript has a single exon.